Molecule: messenger RNA, 3289 nt
Organism: Orbicella faveolata
Lineage: Eukaryota; Metazoa; Cnidaria; Anthozoa; Scleractinia; Merulinidae
Product: esterase E4-like
Source: RefSeq, a predicted model, not a curated record
AGCUAGUUGUAGCUAAGCGCAGCGAUCUCCAUAAAUAUUCAACAACAACAAUACAACAGAAUGUUUUCUGAUACAGUGUAAUAAUAAUUUUAAGAGGGUGUCACAUAACAUAUUUUUCGAUUACGCAGAUGUUAAAUGUUCUCUACUCUUGGGCGGAAGCAUUUUUAACGCAUAAAAAGCCCAAGGAAGCUACAACAAGAAGUGAGUGACAAACACCGCAGAGAACGCCAAAAAAAAUUCUGAAUAAUCUUUUUUUGUUCGCGUAUCCGAAGGAAAUAAUAAAACGAUUGCCUCGAUGUUUAGUGGAUUGUACGUAGUCUUAAUGACCUUAAUUAAUGUCCACUGAAGCCUGAGAGUCCACAAGUGGACUUGUACAAGAAAUAGCUAGAAAUUCUUGCCGGAUUUUCGUGAUUGUGCUAACAGACACCCUAUCCUGCGAGUGUUUGGUUUCUCCUGAAAGGGUAACAGACUCCAAAGUUUUAUCAGUCAUACAAAAUUGUUUGCUCAGAAUUUAUUCUUGCAUAAAAAAAUUCUUGCAUAAAAAAUGCAAAGUCCAAUGCAAAAAAAAUCGUCCCCAGGGCUACUCGUUUUAAAAUGUCCUAACUACUAGAAGCUGGCUAUGUGAUCAACUGAAGGGGAGGUUUGUUUUGAAUUUUUUUACUGUUUCGAUGAAGACAUCUUCGACGACUAAAUUGGCAUACAUGUAUAGUACCUCCAUUUAGUAUUUCCACAGUCUUCUUGAAUGGUAUUUUGUUGAAGUUACAAACCAGAUGUGAUCCAAAAACUUGCACGUGCUAUCGAACGAGCUGUUUGGUUUGAACAUGCAGAAAUCGCAAGAUAGAAGAACAUUCAUUCCAUUGCUUGAAGACACUGAGUCCGGAAUGGAAGAACGAGAUGGUAUUCUCCUCAAUUACUCAAGCACGCACUUAUCCAAACAACGAAAGAGGAGGAAGAUUACACUCGCUUUUGUGGCUGUUGUGUUUCUUACUAUCCUAGUUGGCCUUCUUUAUUAUUAUUUCUCCCGAAAAGUGAAGGAAUAUGAAGAAAUCAUGUCCGACGAGUCGGAGCACAUUCAGGUGAAAAUUAACGCUGGCGUGGUGCGAGGAAGACUUGAAGGGGACGCUGUUGUGUUUAAAGGUAUUCCUUAUGCAAAACCUCCAGUUAAAAAUCAGCGUUGGAAGGUUCCAGUUGCUUGUGGUGAGCAUGUAUCAAAAAAAUGCUGGAAUGGAACUUUUAAUGCAAGUUCAUUUGGACACAUGUGUUGUCAGCCAGAUGUGCUGCAUACCAAAGACCCAAGCAAAGUUAUUGGCAGUGAAGAUUGCUUGUUUAUUAAUGUGUGGACUCCAAAAAAAAGACCCAGUGAAAAACUGCUGCCUGUUUUAGUUUAUAUUCAUGGUGGGUUCUUAAUGUUUUCCUCAGGGAAUUGGAAUGGACUUCAUCCGUCUCCGGAAUUGGUUUCUGAAAUGAAGAUAGUCGGUGUUUCAUUCAAUUACAGACUAAAUGCAUUUGGUUUUCUGGCUCUGAAGUCAUUAGCAGAUGUCUCACCUUCCAAGACCUCAGGAAACUAUGGAUUCAUGGAUCAGAUAUUAGCAUUAAAAUGGGUGCAAGCAAACAUUAGGAAAUUUGGAGGUGACCCAAAAUCUGUGACUCUGAUUGGACAAAGUUCUGGUGGUACAUCUGAAUUGGCACUGCUUGCCUCUCCACGUGCAUCAGAACUUUUCCAUCGUGCAAUUCUGAUGAGUGGUUCUGUGAUUUUUAACAAGUCAUCUGAAGAUGCUGCUUGUGACAAUGAAGUUUUUGUCAAGAACUCUAGAUGUGUCCGAAACACUUCAGUGGCAGAGGAACAAUGCUUAUACAAUUUAAGCAUGAAACAAAUAGAGACUGCCAUUCCAUGGGAUGUAUAUCCUUACUGGGCCAUGGCAGAUCAAAUGGAUCUACCAACCCAAAACUUGUUUGAUGGAGCAGUUGCUGUAGUUGACAAACUCAUUGUGCCGAAGCCUCCUCUCCUUGCUAUGAUGGCAGGUGAAGCAAACGAUGUACCACUGAUUAUUGGAACCACAGCACAUGAGAUCAAUAUUCAGCCCGUAAAGAACUUUGCUAACUCUACAUGGGAAGACUAUAGCUCAUAUGUCAAGGCAAAGCUGUUACCCUUUGUUGGUGGAAAUGUCAGUCAAGUAUUAAGCAUGUACAACAAAACUCUUCCUGAUGGAUCCUCGGCAUCGCUUCAGUUUGCAUACACAUCAAUGGCUUCUGACAUACGACUUACUUGUCCUAAUAAUGUUUUGGCUCUAAAUGCAUCUAGAGCCUUCAAUAGUUCUGUCUACAGAUAUAUUGUGACCAAUGCUCCUUCAUCGCCAAUAAAUUUAAUUGGAUUUUCAGCCACAUUUGCCAUCCACAUGUGGGACCUUGUUGCACUGUUUGGUUUCCCACCUGCAUUCCAUUAUAACCCCUCACCUAAAGACCUGAGAUUCAUGAGAAACCUCAGAAGAGAAUUUGGUAAAUUUAUUCAUGACGACUUAAAAGAUUCUUAUUGGAAACAAUACCCUGAACACACAGCUCUUUUUACAAACAGUGGCGUGAAGGUUCUCAACAAGGACGGAUACCACAAACAGGAGUGUGAUUUCUGGCUUGAUAAUGGAUUCUUCUCAUACGCGUGGAUAAACUAAAAGUAACGUUACAAAUGACAUGACUGAGCAUUCAGAUACAGAGAGAAAUAAAUUAAGCUUAAAAUUGGCUAGAUUGAAAGCUCUCUCCACCCAUGAACUGUCUAACUCAAUUAAGUUUAACUCUGUGGUGAUGACUGUGGAUUCAGAAUGGAUAAACUAAGAAAAACUUUACAAACAUCAUGACUGACUAUACAGAUGCAGAGAGAAAUAAAUUAAGCAUACAAAUAGGCUUGAUUGAAAGGUCCCUCCACUCAUGAACUGUCUAACUCAAUUAGGUCUAAAUUUGAGGUGAUGGCUAUGGAUUCAGACAGGAUGCAAAAGCACAAAGUAUAACACCUUAGAGGUAGCAAGAUCGAAACUCUGUAAUUUUGUUCAAAGUUUAUGAGAAACUCGAUCAUCUACUGGGGUGCUGUACUUUGGAACACUGUAUCGAGGUACUAUUGUAAUAAUUUCAAGCAAUUCUAUGCCAAAGUUAGAAAAGACAUUUUUAUUAACCCUUUCCCCUUCCCCCUGCCCCUCCAAAGCGAAUGGCACUUUUUCCCAAAUUGGCAAAUAAAGACACUCUGCCUGUGUACAAUAUGCCAUUUGAAAGCCACUGAUCAGCUUAUUUAAGAAUUGACAUC